Schistocerca nitens (vagrant locust) is the source of this 3858-nucleotide messenger RNA. RefSeq names its product Down syndrome cell adhesion molecule-like protein Dscam2. Gene Ontology annotation, cellular component: axon; plasma membrane. Gene Ontology annotation, molecular function: protein binding. NCBI's taxonomy places the organism in Eukaryota, Metazoa, Arthropoda, Insecta, Orthoptera, Acrididae. The coding region runs from base 1 to 3858 and encodes 1285 amino acids. Gene Ontology annotation, biological process: axon guidance; cell-cell adhesion. The transcript has 23 exons. The record is from RefSeq and is a predicted model, not a curated record.
AUGGCCGUGUCUGAACCCUUCAGCCUGUGGUUCCGCAGCCAGGGGCCGUCCAGCGCUCCCGUGGAGCUGGACACUCGCGUGCGGCAGGUGGGCGGCAGCCUCUACGUGGGCGGCGCGCUUCUAGAGGACUCGGGCCGCUACGUCUGCGUCGUCAACAACUCGGCGGGCGCCGAGCGCGCCUCCACUUCGCUGCUCGUCACCUCGGCGCUGUCGGCGCAGCUGUUCCCGCAGCAGCAGACGGUGGUCUUGGGGCGGUCCGCGCAGCUCAAUUGCUCCACCGCCGGCCACCCCCAGCUGGCCGUCUCCUGGCUCAAGGACGGCCGCCCCAUCCACCCCUCCAGCAGGGUCCGGCUGGUCAGCCCGCAGCCUCGGCUCACCGUCUACAGCCAAGGAGACGGGUUGUCGCUGCUGACCGAACAUACACGGAGACGCUCUUUGCUGCUCACUCCCGUCACUGUGCAGUCACUACACUCGUUCUGCUGCCACAUUGACAGAGAUAAAGCCUCACUUCUAGAGGGUGUAUCCAACAUACCUAUAAUAUAUGACAGUCACUGUGCUGAGGCUGUAGUUGUGGUAGCCGGCCAGCUGCAGUGUGUUCCCCCGGCAGACGCGGCGCCGCAGCUGGUGAGGACGUUCGGCGCCGCGACGCUGGAGGCUGGCGCCCCCUGGUCUGCCGAAUGCGAGGCCGCUGGCAGCCCGCUGCCCUCCGUCUCCUGGCGGCGCGACGGCCGCGCCCUCGCCUCCUCACAGCGACACUCCCUCCAGGUGAGCGUGGAGGCGGGCCGCGCCUCCGUGGUGGGCCGCCUGCGGCUGUGGGCGGCGCGCCCGCACGAGGGCGGCGUCUACGAGUGCGUCGCCAGCAGCGCGGCCGGCGCCGCCUCCCACGCCGCCCCCCUGCGCGUGCUGGGGCCGCCGCACGUCGCACCCAUGCCGGACCGCAGGGUCGUCGCCCACGCCGACGCCGCCUUCCACUGCCACGUCACCGGCUUCCCCAUCAGCGAGAUACGCUGGCAGAGGGAAGGUAUCACGCUACCGGAAAACCACAGACAACAAGUAUUCCAAAAUGGAACACUCAUAAUAAGAAACAUGCAGAAGCACCUCGAUGAGGGAGGUUACGUGUGUGUAGCAACAAAUCCUGAUGGACUCACGGCUAGAAGCAAGCUCAACAUCCAGGUGAUGGAACCUCCUGAGAUUGACCCAAUAGCGACAAAGCCGGACCUUCAGAAAGGUAUGCGGACGCACCUGUCGUGUGUCGUCAGUAAAGGUGACCUGCCCAUGGAGAUUAGGUGGCUCAAGGACGGCGCGCCCCUCCCAGCGGAUGCGGAGGUCAGCCAGAGGCCGGUGGACGACUACUCCAGCACGCUGAGCUUCCGCAGCCUGGCGCCCAGGCACGCCGGGAACUACUCGUGCCACGCCUCCAACGCCGCAGCCUCCAGCCGACACACCGUGCAGCUCGUGGUAAACGAGCCGCCGUCCUGGAAGAGGCAGCCGAAGGACACGGCGGUGGAGGCCGGCAGGUCUGUGGCGCUGCACUGCUCUGCAGACGGCUCGCCUCCUCCGCGAAUCCUCUGGAAGAAGGACGCAGGAUCCUCGCCUCCCCAUUUCCUGGACGUCAGCCUGCUUAUGUCCAACUACAAAAUUCUGGCCAAUGGCAGCCUAUGGAUUCAUAGCGCCCGCUCAGUGGACAAGGGACAUUUCUUAUGCCAAGCUACCAAUGGGUUUGGAAUUGGUCUUAGUAAAGUCGUCCACCUUGAUGUGCGCGCAGCCGCAGUGUUAGCUUGGCCUGGGAACCACCGUACGACGGAAACAGUCGAAUCACGCACUACGUCGUGCAAUACAAAAAUACUUCCGGUGCUGGUGCAAGGAGACCAGCAAAACGUCACCGUGGCGGGUCUUCUGCCCGCCCACGCGUACCACUUCAGAGCUCUCGCUAGCAACUCCAUUGGAACGUCCAACGCGACCAGCGUGCUCUCAGUAACCACAGAGGAAGAGCCCCCUGAAUCUCCACCAAGGGAUGUGAAAGUUAGGACGAAAAGUUCAGAGAGUCUUCUCGUUACGUGGAAGCCACCGGAGCAGAAAUUUCAGAAUGGAGAAAUCCUUGGGUACCAUAUUGGUUACAGAGAGAGUAACUCAUCAGACGAAUUCCAUUACAAAACGUUCGAAGUAAUCCCUGGAACGCAGCUGCAAGGGCUGCUCGACAGCCUGCGGAAGUUCACGGAAUACUCGGUGCACGUGCAGGCCUACAAUAGAGCGGGCACAGGUCCCAGGAGCCCAGCAGUUGCCGCCACGACAGACGAAGACGUUCCCGGAUCGCCUCCAGAGAACGUCAGAUGUGAGCCGUCGUCCUCCAGCAGCCUGUCUGUGUGGUGGUCUGCUCCCGCUACACAAAUCAACGGAGUUCUGCAGGGGUACAGGGUUCUGUACCGAGCCUUAUCUGACUGGGAUGAGCCUCCGGCACCCUCAGAAAGAGUAACAGGAGAGGAGAACGUCGAGCUGGCUGACCUUCAGAGCUUCUGCAACUACAGCGUGGAGGUGAGGGCGUUCACCAGCAAGGGCGACGGCGCCGGCAGCCGCCCGGUCUUCUGCAGGACGCUGGAGGACGUUCCAGAUGAGCCAGCUGACAUCAAGGCACUUGUAAUGGAUUCAGAGACAAUUCUGCUUUCGUGGAGACCACCAAAAUAUCCCAAUGGAAUACUUACGAAGUACAAAGUCUACAUUAAAUCGCUGGACGGAUUUGGUUUGACGCGGGACGAGUUCGACGUUCCGGCGGGUCAGACAGAGUUCCGCGUGUCGCACCUGUCUGCGCAGCACCGCUACCUGCUGUGGGUGUCGGCCGCCACGGCUGCGGGGGAGGGCGCCGCCUCGCGACGCGUCAGCCAGGCGCCGAGCGGCCGCGCUCCUGCCAGGGUCGCCGCCUUCAGCCGCCAGCUGGCAGCACCGCCGCGCGCCACGCUCUCGCUGCCCUGCCUCGCCGUGGGGCAGCCGCCGCCACUGCGCCGCUGGACCAAAGAUGGCAGCGCUGUGGAGAGCGGCGGCCGCGUGAGAAUCAACGAGGAGUGGCAGCUGACCAUCAGCUCCACCCAGACCUCUGACAGCGGCCAGUACACGUGCUCUGCCGAGAACGCCUUUGGGAGCGACCAGGUGGUCUACUCCGUAACUGUAAGAGCUGUCCGUCGUCGUGUUCCAGUACCGGCGGCUCCCGUCAACCUGAGCGCCUCCGCUGCCGGCCACACCAGCAUCCAGCUGCGCUGGCAGCUCCCCAGCGAGGCGCGCACUACUGUGCAAGGAUAUCAGUUGCAUUAUAAAAAGGAGUUUGGAGAGUGGGAGCAGGUGACCCUGCCGGCAGAGAGCAGGAGCUGGACAGUGAGCGAGCUGCAGUGUGGCUCCAGGUACCAGCUCUACCUGCAGGCGUUCAACAGGGAGGGGCGCAGCGCGGCCACGCCCACCGCUGCCGUGAGGACUCUGGGAACAGAGCUCAACAUGAAUCAUGAUGUUCCUGCAGAGCAUAGUCGUGCCAUGCCAGAUGUACAGCACAGCAAAACAGGGCUUGACACCAAAAAUCACUUGCAUGUUGUAGAACAACCACACAGUAUGUUAUGGCAGUCAGGUAUUCAUCAUGGUGCAUCAGGGCUGGACAUGAACCACAUUGUUGCUGUGCAGCAUGGUUAUGCCAUACCAAUUGUGCAGCACAGCACAACAGGGCUUGACACCCACAAUCAGGUCCAUGUUGAACAACCACGCACUAUGCCAUGGCAGCCUGGUGUUCAUCAUGGUGCAUCAUGUGCGUGUAAAGUAAAUCCAAUGGAGAUAACAUUAUUUGAUUAUAAUGAAAUUCUGAAUUUAUAUAUGUACAACUGA